This is a messenger RNA of Solanum dulcamara, 2257 nucleotides long. Its product is annotated as DEAD-box ATP-dependent RNA helicase 18. NCBI's taxonomy places the organism in Eukaryota, Viridiplantae, Streptophyta, Magnoliopsida, Solanales, Solanaceae. The transcript is spliced from 11 exons. Gene Ontology annotation, molecular function: ATP binding; nucleic acid binding; RNA helicase activity. Bases 46 to 1845 code for a protein of 599 amino acids. Gene Ontology annotation, cellular component: nucleolus. The record is from RefSeq and is a predicted model, not a curated record.
AAUUACAAGCACAUUACUACUUAGGCAGUUGGGCGGAAGAAAACUAUGACUGCGGCAGCUAUGGCGGCGGCGAAUCAGAACAAAGCCUUAACGAAUACUCGUUUCUCCGACCUCGAACCACGGCUGUCUGCGCCAGUUUUGGAAGCCCUAACCAACUCCGGCUUCGAGUUCUGCACUCCUGUUCAGGCCGCCACCAUACCCUUACUCUGCAGCUACAAGGAUGUAACCGUCGACGCCGCCACUGGCUCUGGUAAAACCCUAGCCUUCGUCUUACCUGUGGUUGAGAUCCUCCGUCGGUCCUCCUCCAAUCCCAAACCUCACAAGGUAAUGGGUAUAAUUAUAUCACCCACCAGGGAGUUGUCGUCACAAAUAUUUCACGUUGCUCAACCGUUCAUUUCCACAUUAGCAAAUGUUAGGCCUAUGCUUCUUGUUGGGGGACUAGAAGUAAAGGCAGAUAUCAGAAAGAUAGAGGAUGAAGGAGCAAAUUUGUUGAUCGGGACACCUGGGAGGCUAUAUGACAUAAUGGAGCGCAUGGAUAUACUGGACUUUCGGGAUCUUGAGAUCCUGAUAUUAGAUGAAGCUGAUAGGCUAUUAGGCAUGGGAUUCGAGAAGCAGCUAAAUUCAAUCAUUUCUCAUUUACCUAAGCUUCGUAGAACGGGUCUCUUCUCUGCUACGCAAACUGAGGCAGUUGAAGAACUAUCAAAGGCAGGAUUGAGAAAUCCUGUUAGGGUUGAAGUUCGGGCAGAAGCAAAACAGUUGAGCGGUUCUGCAUCUGGGAAUUCGACCUCGUCAAAAACACCUUCUGGCCUUCAUAUUGAGUAUCUUGAAUGCGAAGCGGACAAGAAAUCAUCGCAACUUGUACAUCUCAUAACGAAGAACAAGCCAAAAAAAAUUAUAAUUUAUUUCAUGACUUGUGCUUGUGUUGAUUAUUGGGGAACUGUUCUUCCACGUCUCUCUUGUCUGAAAAGUUUUUCGUUAAUCUCUCUUCAUGGAAAGAUGAAGCAGAGUGCAAGGGAGAAAGCACUAGCAUCAUUUACAGCUCUUUCCAGUGGUAUUCUUUUAUGCACAGAUGUAGCUGCACGUGGACUUGAUAUUGCAGGUGUUGAUUAUAUAAUACAGUAUGACCUUCCUCAGGAUGAUAAAAUGUUUAUACAUAGAGUAGGCCGAACAGCUAGGCUGGGCCGACAAGGUAGUGCUGUUGUUUUUCUAUUACCAAAGGAGGAAGCAUAUGUGGAGUUCUUGCGUAUAAAAGACGUUUUCUUAGAAGAGGGGGAAUGUGCCUCUGAUGCUCCUGAUAUUAUAGAUGAAAUACGGUCCGCAGCAAAGAAAGAUCGCGAUGUAAUGGAGAAAGGACUCAGAGCCUUUGUAUCAUACAUCCGUGCGUACAAAGAGCACCACUGCUCUUACAUUUUAAGGUGGAAGGAGCUUGAGAUUGGGAAGUUGGGCAUGGGAUAUGGUCUUUUGCAGCUUCCUUCUGUGCCUGACGUGAAGCAUCAUUCUCUUUCUACAAAGGGAUUUACUGCUGUUGAAGAUAUCAAGCUGGACGAGAUCAAGUAUAAGGACAAGUCCAGGGAGAAGCAAAGAAAGAAGAAUUUGCAAGCAAAAAAGGCUGCAAUGGCACAAGAAGUAGAACAGAAGACACAGAGACUUAAAAAAGAAUCAAAUUCUACAGCAUCUGCCAUGAGAAAGAAAACUGCCAAACAGAGACGUGCUACGCAGUUAGUUGAAGAUGAAGAUGAGAUCACAAGGGAGUACCGCUUAUUGAAAAAGCUAAAAAAGGGAGCUAUCGAUGAGAAUGAGUUUGCAAAAUUGACUGGGACUGAAGACUUGCUUUCUGACACAUGAUUUCCAUGGAGGCACAAAUUCUGCUGGUCACAAAUACAUUCAUAUGUGGUGGUUGCAGAUGUUAUACCAAUUAACUAGCAAAGAAAGGUAUGUCUGGUCGCCCAGAAACUGAAGUUGAUCAAGCAAAUAAUUUUGGAUAACAACCGCAAGCAUUCAUUAGUUGCCUAUGCCACCUUACAUUGGAUUGCAGAUCCAUGGAUGCGUGACCAAAUUUUGUACUACUUUUAUGAUGUGUUAUUAAUAUAAUAUGGUUUUUAUCUACUGUUCGUAUGAUAUAAUUUCUUUUUUGUUUUCCUGCUAAGUAGUAUUAAUUAAUUUAAUUGUUAUUGCGAUUUUUCAUUAAAAAGAAGUUUAUUUUUUUCUCAGAUUUGUUAUGACAUUCACACUUAAGAUUGUGUACAGUUUCCUUCAA